AGACUGAGUCUGUGGCGUAAGUCUAAGUAAAGAUGUCUGGCUGUCUGUUUCUUCACUGACUUUUCUUUUACAUUUAAUAUCAGUACGUACAUAUUUGUAAUGGCAGACCCACUGAUCUACAUACUUGUGACUUUUACUAAAAGUGGAGAAUUGGGCAUUGGUACAUUGGAGGCCAUAGCAGUGCCGAAAGAUUUCCAUGACCAUAGUUUCGAUGAUCAGCUCGAGCAAUUAAAAGGUUUUGUUGGAACAAAAAAAGUUUUUGGGAUCAAUUGGCCUAAGUUUCCCAGCAAUCCUGGUUGGAACCUACCCGUUGAGUUGACUAACAAAUCUAGAUCCCAAGUUCAACAUGACAUGAGAUCAUGUACAGUUAUCUCGUACUCAGAGGACAUGGAUGUGGUGGUGGCAGUACGAGAUGCCAUGGUGCCUCCUAUCAGUGUUCAAAAGCCAGUAGCCAAAAAAUCAGCCCCGAAGUCAUCUGCAACUCAGAAACAUGGCACUGGCCAUAAAUCUACCUCUCCACCACGUAACUUGCCAGUUGAAAAGUCAUCAACAGCUAUUAGGAAGACUAUGGACAUCCCAGAAGAAGACAUGGAGGGGUUAGAUUGCCAGUUGAUCACUGGGGGAAAUGAAGAAAAGUCCGAUACAUCUGCUGACAGCAGCCUUCAUCAUGAUGAUGAUCAGCAAGGAAUUUUUUCUUCAGAAUCAGAGUCUGACGAAGAUUUGAUUCCUCCGCCUCCAACGAAGAGAAAACGUAGCAAUCCGUCUGUCAAAUCAUUGGGCAACACCAAAUCUAAGAGAAAUUCAAGUCACCACAAGGAAAAUUCAUUUGUCACACCAAAAAGAAACGAAAAGUCAUCAGCGAAGAAUUCUUCUUUGAACGAAGAAUACUUCUUUGGACGUCAACAUAGUUGACACCCCCCCCAAGUUCCACAACAAAAGAAAACCCGAAGCGUGUGCUGGACGAACCAUUGACGGAGCCAGUUAAUGCUGACGUGCAAGACGACGUUUAUGUGCAGCCCCACUUUCGACUUCAACAGAUUUCCUGUCCUUUCAGUCAUUCAUUCUUUUCUUUUUCAAUUUUCUACUUUUUUUAUGUUUCAUUUUCAACUUCUUUGAAUAAUCUCCUCCAUCGCGCAGCAUGGUCACCUCGACACAACUUUAUUUACUCUUUUCCGAUGACCCUCCCAUCCUCUCUCUAUCAUCCUUUCAGCUUCUUAAGAUGUCAUUUUUUUCCCUGCCGUUUCUCUCUUCUAAUUCAAAGUUAAUUGUACCGGAUUGUACGUAUAUUCGUUACGUUUUAGUUAACGUCAUUUCAAAAACAUAGAAUCGUGUCGUAAUUGAUUGAGUUUCGAGUCCAUGUUGCCGUGAAAACUCUCGAGCAAGAGUUCAGUGUGUUGACGAGAAAACUCCCCUCCUCCAUCUCCUACAUUUUCCUCAUUUGUAAUACAGGUUGACUGUAAAGUUUAAAUGUCGGGCAGUCUGUCCAUUUGCUCGUCGACGACACCUCCGACGAAUUGCCGUUGCUGAAAAUUGUCAUUUUUUAUUGAUGUUAAAUUGAAUUAACGCGGAAGUGGCCAACAUUGAACUUAGAUAUUGCUCGUAUUCUUAUUGUGUUCAUUUUAAAUGUAAAAAUUUAUGUGUGGUGUAUUUUAAUCGAUGUCCCUCCAAGGCCUACUUGUAACAUGGAAAAGAAUUUGAUUAAACCAAUGAUGGUUUAAUUUCAAUACAAAGAUUUCAGUUCCUUUAAA
Messenger RNA from Daphnia pulex (common water flea), 1748 nucleotides. RefSeq lists its product as uncharacterized. The coding region runs from base 100 to 912 and encodes 270 amino acids. Lineage: Eukaryota; Metazoa; Arthropoda; Branchiopoda; Diplostraca; Daphniidae. The record is from RefSeq and is a predicted model, not a curated record. The transcript has 6 exons.